Messenger RNA from Eurytemora carolleeae, 1437 nucleotides. RefSeq names its product transmembrane emp24 domain-containing protein 1. Gene Ontology annotation, cellular component: endoplasmic reticulum; COPII-coated ER to Golgi transport vesicle; endoplasmic reticulum-Golgi intermediate compartment. NCBI's taxonomy places the organism in Eukaryota, Metazoa, Arthropoda, Copepoda, Calanoida, Temoridae. Gene Ontology annotation, biological process: Golgi organization; intracellular protein transport; endoplasmic reticulum to Golgi vesicle-mediated transport. The coding region runs from base 13 to 711 and encodes 232 amino acids. The record is from RefSeq and is a predicted model, not a curated record. The transcript is spliced from 9 exons.
GGAUGUCCUAAAAUGGCUCCUCAUCCAGUUCAGAUUAUCAUUAUUCUGUUGAUUUCUUGCCUUUCAUUGGCUAAAGAACAGGAUAUGACAGUAGAGGUGGGGGCCGGGAUGGAAGAAUGUUUCUUUGAGACUGUUAAUUCAGGGUUUACCUUCACUGUUGAAUACCAGGUCGUUGAUGGAGGAUCAGGACAAUAUAGUGAACUAGACAUUAACUUCAGAGUUAUGCAUCCUCGUGGACAUCCACUAGUGGCAGAAUUCAAGAAAUCUGAUGGUGUUUUCAGCCAAACAGUCAAGGAUAGCGGUGAUUACAAGAUAUGUUUUGAAAACAAGUUCUCAUAUGUUUCAAGUAAAACAAUAUAUUUCGAGGUUAUCAAUGAGAAUGAAGAUAUUGAUUAUGAUGAUUUUGCAGCAAUAUUUUCGGAGGAGGAAGAACCUGAGAUAUAUGAACUGCAGGUUUCAGAUAUAGAGGAUAAACUCAAGAAGAUCAAGGAUGACAUGGAGAAAGCUAGACAUCUCCAGGAUAUGAUCCGUGUAACUGACUUAAAGGACAGAUCCCUUGCCGAACAUAAUUUUGAGCGGGUCAACUUCAUGUCCAUCAUCUAUCUGGUAGUACUAAUUGCAGCAGGAGUUGUUCAGGUUGUUCUCUUGCGAAGUCUUUUCGAUGAAAAAUCUAAAAUCAAUCCACUGUGGAAGAAAGCAUUUCAGGAUUAGAUCAAAUAUUGAUAAUAAUAAUAAUUGUAAAAUUCAUGAUUUAUUUAAAUCAUAAACCUGCUAAAUUAUUGUCUCAUUUCUCAAUUUCAUUUUGCGGCCAUCGAUUUUUAUUAUUGAAUUGAAAAGUUACCAAUUAUUCAUAUUUAAACCUAUGAGACAUUAAAAACAGGAAGUUUCUCUUUUUUUGUUUGUCUCUGAUUGAUAAAAGAAAUAUGUUUUUAGUCAAUUAAAAAAUUCUCUUUUUGUGUAUUACUUUUGUUUACCAAGUACAAAAUGUAAUUGAUGUGUAGUUUGUCUGUCAUAAAUUAAUUACUUGCUAACUGCAUAAAUACCUGUUUUUGUACCAGCACCAAGUUUUGGUUGUAAAUAAAUUCAUUCUUAUAGGAACAAUUAAAUCUGCACAAAUAGGAACUGUACUUAGUACUGGUGUCCGAUUGUUGGCAAUAAAGACUUUCGCAAUUUUUAUUUUCUUCAGCUCAAAAGUCUGCAACAUAAAUACUCAAAAACUCUGAUUGACAUUUGAUUUUUUAAAUCAAAAUUAUGAAAGGCCAUAUGAACUAAAGAAGAUUAUUGAAACCUUUAAAUCAAAACUAAUUAUUGUACUGUACUGUGUACACGGAACUCUUAACUUGUUCUAAGACUGUGAUGUUAAAGACCAAGAGCUACAACGCUACCGGUUUACUGUAUUUACUAGUAUGAGCUUAAAUAAGUUUUCAAUUUUUCAGA